UUAUUGUUAGACAUAAAGAAGAAGAUGGGGGGGCUUUGCUGUGUGACACUAACUUCAUGUUCAGGCUAAAUAACGAUCAUAGGUCGUUAGCUUUGAACCAUUGCUGAAAUUGCAGAAAAAUUAGCUUUGAGCUCCAAAUUAAAGAGGAGAAAAGAUGAAGAAAAGUAGUGGUUGGUCUAGUAGAACUUCUCUAAUAAAGAAAUCCUCAGGAUCAGGACUUUGUCAAGGCAGUUUACCAGGCAAUGGUUUUAACCAAAAAGAAAAACCUGAGGACCAGAAAAGGAGAAAUAAAGAUCUUAUUGGAAGAGUUCGGGUGGUGGAUGAUGAUGGCGAUGAUGUCACUCCCCGCCCCCUGGUUUGCCCAGUGCCAGGAUUCCAAAAGUCCCUGGAUGAACUCUUUUCCAGCAUCCUUAAACUUUCCAGCAGCCAUCCCAUAGGUCCUACCCAAGACUCAUUGAAUGCAGAGAUUGAGGAUAUUUUUCUUGGACAGACACAUCCACCUCCACAGUUGUUUAAAAAAGGAGAUGAUGCGGAACAACAUGUAAGGGAGAAGAUGGUGGGUGAAUGUGAUUAUAUCUCGCUUACUGAAACCGAAACCAUUACGUUCCUGGACAUACCCCCCACCAUAAUCUCAGUGGUCGAUGAUGACGCAGAAGCAGUAAUACAGAGAAACCUCAGCUAUGCUGAGCUUUGCAAGAGCAGAAUGUGUAGUGAUAAGUACAUCGACAGAUCGAUGCAGACAUUAAAUGGAGCCCUUAAAAACAAACUGACCCAGAGUGAGAAGACUGGUACUGCUGGAAAGGGUAUGGCGGCUACAAACUGGGACAUCUAUGACUCUCUUUACAAGCAAAAUGAAACCUUUGAAGGUGAAGAAGCUGAUCACAAGGAGAAAUCAGUGAGCAGCAGGAGCAACACCACUGACACAGACAACACCAUCAGCUCGCUGCCAGAAAUGCAAAUUUGUGGAAGCAUUUUAAAUCCUGAGUCAGAACCAGAGAAAGAAAUUCUUCUGCCAGAGUUAUUAACAAACGUCUCAUGUUUUAUGGAAAGGACGGUUGUAUUGGACUCUUUUCAGGCCAGUUUGGCUGCUUAUAGACAGCUACCAAUAUCUGAAGGCUCUGACAGAAUGGCGAAGCAUGGAAAACACAGUGAGGAGAGUUUAGAUCCUACUCUGGAACUUCUCUGGGCAUUCACUUGUGAGCUCACCAGAGGAUACUGCAUUACCAGCAUGGCCUGGAACAGGCAGAACCCGGAUAUCCUGGCAGUAGGAUAUGCAGACUUUGACUCCAGGUGCCUGAAACCAGGUCUGAUCUGCUGCUGGACCAUCAAAAACAUCAUGUGGCCAGAACGUGUCUUUCACUGUCACAGCAGUGUGACAUCCCUGGAUUUCUCAGCUAACGACCAGCUUGCCGUGGGAAUGUUUGACGGCACUGUAGCCAUUUACAACAUCUGUAUUCAAGACAGCAGUGUUGCAUGUGUUGCUAGCAGCAGUAAAUCCUCCAAGAGGCAUCUUCACCCAGUAUGGCAGGUCACCUGGACUGCAAAAAGGCUGGAGUUAUCACUGGCAGAUGUUCUCGUCUCAGUGUCAUCAGAUGGCAGGAUUGCCAAGUGGUCCAUCAGGAGCCAUGAUCUUGACUCCACAGACCUGAUGUGGUUUAGGAGCGAUAAAGAGUGCAAAGAGGCUGCAGAGAACCUGAAGAAGAAAAAAAUGGUGCUGUCCAAACCUAAUGCUGUUUGUGUUGACUUCCAUCCAACAGACUUUGGUAUUUAUCUGGCUGGCACACAGGAGGGCCUUAUCCACAAGUCUUCCUUUUCUGAAGGUCACAGCUUUCUGGCCACUUACAAAAAGCACAUUGGCUCUGUGAACCACAUUGAAUGGUCACCAUUCAACCCCGAUGUGUUUUUGAGCUGCUCCAGUGACGAGACUGUCCAGAUGUGGAAGCAGGGCCGCCCUGUGAUGACGUUCAAGUCCAUUCACCAAGGCCCCGUGUUCUUUGCUAAGUGGUCCCCAAACUGCUCCACGAUGUUUGGAGUAGUUAAAGAAGACCAGGUGGAGAUCUGGGACCUGAAUUUGAGCAUCGUGUUUCCAACUAUUGUGCACCAUGCUGAGCCUGGUGUGAGGCUGACAUCCUUGCUAUUUGCCAGGGGGACAGAGUGUGUCCUUGUAGGGGACAGUGGAGGUCAAGUGACAGUCUACAAGCUCAAGAACUUCAGAGUGGGAGAAAGCAAGCAGGUGAACACUCUGGAUGAAAUCACCCAACAUACCAUUUCCAAAUAUUUCUAAGUUUUUGUUCAGAAGUUUCUUUGCCUUUUGACUUUUAUGUGUUGUACCCUGCGAUAAAUAAAGUUGUGG
Molecule: messenger RNA, 2353 nt
Organism: Oreochromis aureus
Lineage: Eukaryota; Metazoa; Chordata; Actinopteri; Cichliformes; Cichlidae
Product: dynein intermediate chain 4, axonemal-like
Exons: 17
Coding region: 155-2284 (709 amino acids)
Biological process (GO): cilium movement
Cellular component (GO): axonemal dynein complex
Molecular function (GO): dynein heavy chain binding; dynein light chain binding
Source: RefSeq, a predicted model, not a curated record